This is a messenger RNA of Hirsutella rhossiliensis, 2010 nucleotides long. RefSeq lists its product as uncharacterized. Lineage: Eukaryota; Fungi; Ascomycota; Sordariomycetes; Hypocreales; Ophiocordycipitaceae. The record is from RefSeq and is a predicted model, not a curated record. The transcript has 4 exons. Bases 1 to 2010 code for a protein of 669 amino acids.
AUGCCGCAAAGCAAAGGCCUCGGGGGAAAAUACCCUUCAUCCUUCUGCGAAUGGGUUGUCGGCACCACCAUCGAGGAUGCCCUCGCCUCCCGCGCCAAGAAGAAGCCGCCCCAGCAGCAGCCCAAGCAGAGAGACAUUGUCAAGAUCGAAGUCACUACCGACGACGAGACGGAAGAAGAUAGCCUCAAGGUCACCUAUCCGCGCUCAGGCCGAACAGUAACCGCGCCGAUUCCCACCGACGCUGUCAUUAAGAAGGUUCGCUUUGAUGUUGCGCCCAAGAAAUCCGCCCUCAAGAAGACUUCGGAUGAGAACGCCAGCGAGGUAGAGAGCUCCGGGUCUUCGGCCAAGAAGCAGUCCAAGACCAAGAGGGACAAGAAGGCCCCUUCCAACUCUGGCAGUGACGCUGACUCGGAACCACAUCCUACUUGCAAGUGCGCAGAUUGCGUACGCGGUCGCGAGAAAUUGAAAAAGCAGGCCAAGACGGACGACUCGCAGUCUUCAGCUACCGAAUCCGAAGCAUCCGUCUCGGAAGCAGACAGCAGCCCCAAAGCCAAGGGUCCAGUUCCCGCAAAGUCCAAGGCAAAGGGAGGCAAGAAGAGCCCUGCGAAGAGUGAUGAAUCGGAGGCCGACGACGAGGCUUCCGACUCUGCCAAAGAUGGCCCGGCCGAGGACAUGUCGGAAAAAGACACAACAAAGAAAGACUCCAAUGCCCAGGGGCCCAAGCAAAAGAGCCAGAAGAAGGGUGAUGAUCACCAGAAAGAGGGUCAGAAGCAGGGCAAAGCCGACAAGAAAAAGGCGGCUAAGGCCGGAAAGGCAGCCGAGUCACCCCAGGUUGCAAGUGCAGCCAAAGCCGCGGACGGAACCAAAGCGGACAGGAAACAGAAGGGCAAAGCUGGCAGUGGCAAGAUCAAGUCUAGCUAUCCAGAUGCCUUCCUGGGCCCCCACCCUUGCCGUCCACAGCUCAUCGAGCCCAUUCGCGCAGAAGUUGUUCAGACGGAGCGCGUCAUCGAGAGGCCCCAAGACCCGCCGCCAAACGCCUAUUACGAUCCAGCACACGGAGUUCUUCGCCUCUAUCACGGCCCAGUUUACGGCAACAGCCACGGCCAUGCCUUGUACCCUCGCGGAGAUGCGUCUGGUCGUCCAUUGCCCAUUGGCAUGCCGCAUCCGACGCAGAACCCCUAUUUUCAUGGGUUCAACCAAGCUCCUCCUCCACCACAUGGCCAAGCGCACGUGCCAUAUACCCAAGGGAUGCCACUGGAGCCUUACAACGCCAUGUACCCCCCGCCCGCCUUCGAUCCCAGUCACCUGAGCGGUUUCCCCCCAGGCGGCCCUCCUGCAAACUGGCAAGACGCUGGCGUGCAGACCAAUGGGAAUAGAGGCGCCUUCAGUAUGACGGGCGCGAAAGUGGGAUCUCCCUACAGCAAGCUAGGAGACAAAGGCGGAGCCAACAAUGUUGCUCCGAUUGGUGCCAAGAAUCCUUAUAUUCCAAAGAGAAUUGUAUCGCAGUUUAGCAGUUAUGGUGAUCGACCUUCACCCAAUGCCGGCCAAGGCAACGGUGCGGGCAGCGGCCAAGGUCCGGCCAUGGCGAAUGGCGGACUCCCGAGCAAGGACGGAGCGUGGGAAACGGAACAGCCCCCUGUCAAUGGCGCACCUGGAGGCGAUGCGGAGGCUGGGAAUAAUGCAUGGGGCGCUUCAGAUCAGCAACAGGGCACUUCGGGCUGGGAUGACCAGGCGAAUAACGCCAACGGAAACACGGAAUCGAACCAGGCAGCAGAAUGGGACAACAGUGCGAACGACAGUGGGAAUUGCAACGGAUACCCGGCCGCAGAUGGUGGAGGGAACCAGUGGGGAGACUCGGCGCAGACGGACAACUUGGUACCGGGCGCAAACAACAACAACACUGUCAUGCCAGGCUCCUUUCCGCCAGUCACGGGACCCCCUUCCGGAGACUGGCGUGAUGCAACUGCGGCGGCAAGCACCGGAGGCAUGGUUGACGCCGUAGCUUGGUGA